Messenger RNA from Alosa sapidissima (American shad), 423 nucleotides. RefSeq names its product histone H4. The coding region runs from base 112 to 423 and encodes 103 amino acids. Gene Ontology annotation, molecular function: protein heterodimerization activity; structural constituent of chromatin; DNA binding. The transcript has a single exon. Gene Ontology annotation, biological process: nucleosome assembly. The record is from RefSeq and is a predicted model, not a curated record. NCBI's taxonomy places the organism in Eukaryota, Metazoa, Chordata, Actinopteri, Clupeiformes, Clupeidae. Gene Ontology annotation, cellular component: nucleosome.
UAAAUCACACAAACAGUCUUCGUCAAGGUCCUCUUCUGAACUAUACUUUUCACCUCUGCACACACCUUCGUAUCAUAGUCGAAUCAGCUUUGAAGAUAGUAAGAAUUCAGUAUGUCAGGACGUGGAAAAGGCGGUAAAGGACUCGGAAAAGGAGGCGCUAAGCGUCAUCGCAAGGUUCUCCGUGAUAACAUCCAGGGAAUCACAAAGCCCGCUAUCCGCCGCCUGGCUCGGCGUGGUGGUGUGAAGCGUAUCUCUGGUCUCAUUUACGAGGAGACUCGUGGUGUACUGAAGGUUUUCCUGGAGAACGUGAUUCGUGAUGCUGUCACCUACACCGAGCACGCCAAGAGAAAGACUGUAACCGCUAUGGAUGUGGUCUAUGCUCUGAAACGCCAGGGCCGCACUCUGUACGGCUUUGGUGGUUAA